Messenger RNA from Brenthis ino (lesser marbled fritillary), 1245 nucleotides. Lineage: Eukaryota; Metazoa; Arthropoda; Insecta; Lepidoptera; Nymphalidae. The record is from the annotation of a GenBank genome assembly.
AUGUGUUGUUUUACAGAAAUAACUUUCAAAGACUUGCCGCCGCCGUAUCGGGAAAAUGAGGAGGAAGCAGUUUAUCGUGGGAAUCACGAACCACAAAUCGCGAAUUCACCAUCAUGUGAAGUUCUAGAUUUGCUGGCAAAUUGCAAAAUAACGACCGAAGCUCACGACGAACAAUCUGAGGUUGAAUACGCAGAGAUUGAAGACAUGGGAAUCUGGCAUUCCUCUCCACUGGCACAUAGGCACAAAUCCAAAAUAUCUCUGACAUGGGUUUUAAAGGAGAAUCUUGGAAAAACUGAGAAGAAAUGUGGUGAUAAAUUGAAAAAAAUUACGGAUGAUAAACAAAAAUGUACUAACGUAAAUCAGAGGGUAGCGGGUCGUAACGAGUAUUACAACAAUCUAAGGUUUAAAAGUGCAUGUGAUGAGUUUAACGGGUUGGAAUCGUUAUCGGACACGAGUGUUGGAACAGAAGAAUAUGUGAGACGGAAACAUAGGCACAGGCAUAGACGAAGAAAGCGGAAUAACAAGUUUGGAUAUGAUAUUCGGGAUUUGGAUACCUUUUUAAGUGAGGCUUCGAUAGAUCGACCAGGCAACAUCCCUGUAGUGAUCGCUUUUCCCACAACUCUCUAUCAGACACAAAAAGACAUUCAACGUGAAUUAACUCUGCCCUUGGGUACAGUAGUCAACGCUGUUUUUAAAAACCAGCAAUGGCUCUACGCACAGACGCCGCAUGGUGAUGAAGGCUACGUCAUGUACAGUUCCUGCUUACCUUUGGGCAUUUUGCCUAGCAAGCCGUCAGUCCAAAAGAAGACGCCUUGCUGGGAAAGCAGUACAGAUAUUUACCCACGCCCUUGCGGAAACUUGACUGACAAUGAAAAAGAACAAUUACGUGGUAGAACACAUUCGGAAUCACGAUACAGACCAAAAAGACGACAAAAAAUAUCUUGUGCGGAAAAAGAAUUCGAUGAUCUAUACUUGAAAACUAAAUCGGUGUCAAACCUUAAUAAUUUGCAUGAUAAGGACAGUGGAAAUGUAAAGGAAAAAUUGCAAAGACAGACAUUAGUGAUCGUGAAUAGUGAUUAUAAAGGCAGUGAGUUAAAUAGAACAGUGUCAGUAAAGAAAGGGGAAGUCGUUGUUUUAGUUCAAGGAGGAGAAGAAACUGAUGUUGAUUUAGAAUGGUUUUAUGUGAGAAAACGAGAUGGUAAUCAGGGUUUUAUUCCAGCAGCCGUAGCUGGACAUGGGUAUAUA